This is a messenger RNA of Podarcis muralis (Common wall lizard), 2081 nucleotides long. NCBI's taxonomy places the organism in Eukaryota, Metazoa, Chordata, Lepidosauria, Squamata, Lacertidae. The record is from RefSeq and is a predicted model, not a curated record.
CUCUGAGAAAACAAUCGACUCCGUUCCCUACCUUUUGUUACAGUAUUUUAGUUGCAGCAAGAGGAAUAUGCUUAGCUAAUGCUUUUUGCCUCAGAGGAAAUGCAGUUUUUAAAAAUGCUUGAGGCGAGGCUUUUGAAGCCUGGCUGAGGGGGGGGAUUCACAAACAGUUUUAGGGUUUUUGGGGUAAUCCUAACUGUUCCCCUUCAAGACGUGGUGAGGCGGUGGCUUCAGGCGGCAGGCCAGAGACCUGCUCCCAGUGCAAUGGGCUUCCUCCAGUCGCCUCCAGCUGCUUCGGGCGGUUUUCCGUGACGAUGCACAGUUUUCCGUUUGGCCUCAGGCGGCAAAAUGUCCCACGCUCCAGGAGGGCCUGAGGGGAAUGGCCCAGCAAGGGUCCCGGGGGCCAGGCGGUGAGACGAGGAGGGCCACACUUGCCCCCGGAGGGCCUGAGGUUCUCCACCUUGAGGACUGGCUUUUCAGACCACCCCACCUGCUCGUGGACAGAUCCCGCACUGAGCUGAGAAGGAGCUGCUUCAGCGAGCAGGGUGCAAGCGGAAGGGCAAGCAGCCCCCUCUAUCGCUGGGGCAUCAGGAGAUGGGAUGAGCAGCCGCUGGAACGGUGGGACUCUGGGGGUCUGAGCACCCUGCUUGCGGAGGAGGCUUCCGGGGUGCUGGCAGCGCUGGAGCGGAAAUACCGGGUUCUCCAGAGGAAACUGUGCGCUGAGAUGCUGCAGGCACACUAUGGGCAUCCGGUUUGGACCUCCCUGUCUCAGGCCGCGAAAGAGGACAAGCUCUCUGAGCUGGAGACCCUGGUGGAUUUCGGCCUGCGCGAGGGAAGUAUCCUGCCCCUCUCCAGCCUGCCUGGGGCGCAGCACGAAGUCAGAUCUGGGGCACCGAAGGUGGGCGAUACCAACGGGGGACCCCUCGACCCCUCGGUCACAGAGGGCACAGCCGCCCACGCCCUCCUGCAGUUGCGGCGCAGGAGGCAGGCAGAGACGGCAGCUCUGCUGACCCACCGGCACCUCCAGGGCGGCAGCAACCCAGAAACCUCGCGCCAACUGUUACAUCUGCAUGCACAGACAGAGCUCGUCCACCAGGAGGCGUCGUUCCCAGCUGCUCUGCUUGCGAUAGAGCUGUUCUUGGGAGAAAGGUUUUGGGACUCGCAGCCCAUCGAACCCGGAGCCCGGCACCUGGAGUUGGCUCAGCUGCGGCUUGCCGCAGGGAGUGGACCGGCGUCGGCAUGGCAGGAGGCCAAACCUGCGCCAGGAAGAUUGAUGGCGGUAAAACCAGGAUGAUCAGCCAAAUGGGAUAUUGGUGCUUGCCAACUAGAGGCGAAGGGGAACAUGGGAUAGCAGACAAAGGGCCCAAGUGUGGCUGUCAGCUUCCUGCCUUUAGAAGAGCCCCUUCUCUGCUUCCUCAAGAGUCGCUGAUCUGUGCGUGCCUGCAAAUGGAAUGAGGCAAGCUCAGAGCUGUUACUCAUACAGAGAGAAAACGGGCACAUCCCUUUCCGGGGAGGACAUUCUGCUAGGAAACUGCCCAGGGAGUGGUCAAACGCGCCAUUCAUGACCAAUGCAGUGAUACAACAGGUUGAAGAACAGUGUAUCCUUCAGAGAGGCGGCAGGCACACUCCUCCCGGUAGGCUGGGAUGGCAGGAGCCUUUAAGCUGUGCAUUUUUCACAGCCCAGCAAUAAAGCCCUGCGCUUUACUUUUUGCAAACCCCUUUGGCAAAGAUGUAGGAUGUGAUGCAUAGAUAGCAGUCAAGUACAACAUUCUUUGUUUUCCUAGAGUGGACAUGCAGGGAAAUGUUUCCUCCAGUCAGUAGAAAACUUCCUGCUUCCUCCUGAGCUGGGACAAACUUCCUCUGCAUGUGAUUAGAGGUUGCGUAACACAAACACACAGGUAACACAAAAGGACAAGGCACGCUGCACACUCUCUCUUUUGACUUCCUCUCCAUCGUAGGACCAGCAGCUUUUUAGCUAGAGAUGCACAAAGGGACUAUUCCCAUAUGGGGUAGAUUCCACAUGUAUAUCCUCUGUAGCUAAGUCUGCCUUCAGGGAUCCAUCUGUGAACUGAAUGUGUGAGUAA